This is a messenger RNA of Bipolaris sorokiniana ND90Pr, 954 nucleotides long. RefSeq lists its product as uncharacterized. The transcript has a single exon. Bases 1 to 954 code for a protein of 317 amino acids. The record is from RefSeq and is a predicted model, not a curated record. Gene Ontology annotation, biological process: regulation of transcription by RNA polymerase II. Gene Ontology annotation, molecular function: RNA polymerase II cis-regulatory region sequence-specific DNA binding; DNA-binding transcription factor activity, RNA polymerase II-specific. Gene Ontology annotation, cellular component: transcription regulator complex; PcG protein complex. NCBI's taxonomy places the organism in Eukaryota, Fungi, Ascomycota, Dothideomycetes, Pleosporales, Pleosporaceae.
AUGGACGCCUUGUCCGGCAAGAAUUCGACAGGUCGCAGAGUGUCUUUGCUAAACGACGGCCCGGCGCCUCCACCUCAACUUGUCCGACUCCCCUCCAUCACUCCUUCCCUCCAGUCCCGCACCUCAGCUUAUUCGUCACCCGCUGCCUCACCACCAACCCCCCGCCUGGUCCGCAGCGAUUCUUCAGACUCAAACAUGCAGACUCCCUCGCCCAUCACGCCCGAUUUUGCCUUUGAGCAGGGCAUGGACUCGCCCGUCUUUUCGCAAAAUGGCUUCUUCCCCUCGCAAAAGGACCUCAGCUACCCCAUGCACCAGCCACAAGCGGCCCCGAUGCCCUACCCACCCCAACCCGGCUACUUCAACAACAGGCCCGACCAUCUCCAGGACCCGCACCACCAGCAACAUCAGCAGCUCUCGGAGCCCUCGGCCCUUAACGCCCGCCCCAAGAAGAACAGCUACCCGUGCCCAAUGGCCAAACAAUUCGGCUGCAACGACUACUUCACCACCUCAGGCCACGCUGCGCGCCACGCCAAGAAGCACACGGGCAAAAAGGACGCCUUCUGCCCCGAGUGCAACAAGGCCUUCACUCGCAAGGACAACAUGGAGCAGCACCGCCGCACCCACCAGACCGGUCGCAACGCUGCAAAGGGCGCCGACCGCGACGUCAAAAAGGCAAAGCACCAGGCCAAGCGCCCUAAGCCAGCGCCUCUGCAGUCAACAAUGCCUUCUCUCUCAUCGCUCUCCAUGGUGGACCCCACCCUGCCCGUCAGUCCCGCUACGGCGUCAUACAUGGCUCCUGUACAAUCGUCCGACUCUUUUCUCGACUUUUCAAGCUCGCAACAUCGCUCGCCGUACCCCGACCCCACUCCUUACAGCUACAACCCUAGUUCGUAUGGUGGUCUAGACGCCUUGGCCAUUGCCGCCAGCGGAGAGAAGCGCAAGUUUGAAUCGUAA